AUGUUCGAGGAUUUCUCCUUCUCGUCGCCUUCUUCACGGCCGACUCGUUUAGCGCUUGAUGGAGACGAUCGGAUCAUGGUCGAUGGUGACAGUACACUGAUCUCGCCAUUAUCAUCUCGCUGUCCGUCGCCGACAUCGCACCGCUUCCGUACGCUCUCGCGCUCGCGGUCCUCUUACUUUCGUUCUCAACAGCCGCCCCCAACAUCCGUGCCAUUUCCUUACGAAUCCAAACGCCUCUCAAUCGCGACUCUUACUCAGAAACUCCAUGAACAUACUCUCCAGUCUCCAAAUGGCGAAUCCCUCCCCGAUCGCGGCCGCUUAGGGCAAGAUGGACGACUUUCUGGUCAAUAUGCCGGCUAUGUUCUUACCCCACCAGAUACAGAUCAUGAUGAAGAUGGUCAUUACACUUCAUCACCUUCUCUCUGCUCAAACCCAAGCCCUACAUCUAUUCCCCCAGAUUUUCCCUCUCUAGACGGACCCCCGGACCUGUCAAGUGAUCCGUUCAAUAUCCGGCGGCAAAGACAACAGAUCUCGCAAUUACAAUGCAACCAGGGUGACGUCGACGCGAUCCGUCGAACAGUCUAUUCCGAGGAUGGCGAAGAUGAUUGUCAUCCCAGUUCUUUACCACCACGAUCUUCUCCACGUCGAAGGGCACUUACGCAACACCGCAGCAGGUUCGGGCCCGCAGAGCCAUUGGGAGAAUCUCGGGGGCGCAGAAAGAGCAGUUGCAGUGCUUUAAUGUCUCACCGGAUUGAAAAGAGUCAUCAUCCUUCGUUUGCGGGACGGGAUGCCUCUAAACGGAAUGAGCAGGGUCUUCGACGGAAGAGUAUGGUGACUGCGGCGCUGGCGUCUGUAGUGGAGAAACCAUGA
Penicillium malachiteum is the source of this 870-nucleotide messenger RNA. RefSeq lists its product as uncharacterized. The coding region runs from base 1 to 870 and encodes 289 amino acids. The transcript has a single exon. The record is from RefSeq and is a predicted model, not a curated record. NCBI's taxonomy places the organism in Eukaryota, Fungi, Ascomycota, Eurotiomycetes, Eurotiales, Aspergillaceae.